AUGAAACAACGAGCCGAGGUUGAAUCAAAACAGCAUCUCCUCAAGACAUUGCGCAGUCACUUCAUUUUCUCGGAGGACGAGGUUGCCUCGCUGACUUCCACCGCAGAGCCCGUUGAUGAUGGCUUUUUUGCUGCCCUGCACAAGGCGAAACGGGUGAGCAAGGAUUGCGAAAUUUUACUUGGAUUCGAAAAUCAAACCUUGGGACUGGAGAUUAUGGAGCAGACGUCCAAAAAUCUCAACCUAGCUUUUCACAAGCUGUACAAAUGGGUACAACGCGAGUUCAAGACAUUGAACCUCGAAAACCCUCAGAUGAACUCAUCUAUCCGCCGUUCCAUCAGAAUCUUAGCCGAGCGACCCUCCCUCUUCCAAAACUGUCUCGACUUCUUUGCCGAAGCUAGGGAACGCAUUUUGUCUGAUGCCUUCCAUCUCGCUUUGACUGGCACCACGACUUCGGGAGCGGAAGACCACUCGAUCAAACCCAUCGAAAUGGCCGCCCAUGACCCGCUUCGGUAUGUGGGCGACAUGCUUGCUUGGAUACACUCGGCUACCGUAAGCGAGAGGGAGGCGCUCGAAAGCCUCUUCGUAUCAGAAGGCGACGAGAUUGCCAAAGGACUCCAGUCGGGUCGAGCCAACGAGCUCUGGCAGCUUCUCGACGAAGGGGAGGGCGAGACGGCGCAACCCUUUGAUGCCCUCAAGGCGCUCAACGACCUUGUGGACCGAGAUGUUUCUGGGGCCACGAGAAUUCUGCGGCAAAGAGUCGAGCAAGUCAUUCAGUCCAACGAGGAAACCAUUCUCGCCUACAAGCUUGCAAAUAUUCUUGGUUUCUAUCGGUUUACAUUUGCUAAACUGUUGGGCGGCGAAUCUGGGCUGUUCGACCUCAUGUCUGGGCUCGAGACAAAUGCAUUAAGGCAAUUCCGGUCACUUAUGAGAGACCACAUAGCCACGCUGCAGGGCGAGUUCCAGCAAACGCCUUCGGACCUCGUGCCUCCAGACUUUUUGCUCGAGGCACUGAAGCAGUUGACUGCGGUUAUGAAGACGUACGAGAUCUCGCUGGCAACAUCCUCGGAUCGCGAGAGUGACUUCCAGCCCAUCCUUGCCGAGGCAUUUGAGCCCUUCCUGGCGGGUUGCGAGAACAUGGCAAAGGGCGUGAGACGACCGGCAGACGCCAUCUUUAUGACGAACUGUCUUCUUGCGGCCAAACAUACGUUGGAGCCCUUCGACUUUACGCAAAGAAGAAGAGAGGCACUGCAGGAUAGGGUGGCAGAAGAAUGCAAAAAGCUCACGGAAGAGCAAUAUCAAUUCUUGCGUCAAGGGUCUGGACUUGGGCAGAUGCUCGAUUCGCUAGGCAAACUUACAACAGAAGACAACGACCUGAAGAAGGUAGCACUGCUCGCGGAUUUGCAACCCCAAGCGUUGAGUCGAGCAAGCCAGACACUUGACGAUUUCCUGCCGUCAGCGCUCAUGGACGCUAUGGAGAACGUCAAACACCUGCAAGACUCAACUCUGGCGCGAGAACUCACGGAAAAGGCUGCCAGGAAGUUUUGUGACGAGUUUGAACACGUUGAGGAGAUGUUGCUAUUGGCGGAUGAUUUGUCUGCCGCUGAUGGAAACGCAGACGCCGACGCCGAUGAAUCUCAAUCGCUUCGUGCCCUAUUUCCAAGGACCACAGGGGAAAUUCGGGUUCUCUUGUCGUGA
Molecule: messenger RNA, 1695 nt
Organism: Colletotrichum spaethianum
Lineage: Eukaryota; Fungi; Ascomycota; Sordariomycetes; Glomerellales; Glomerellaceae
Product: conserved oligomeric Golgi complex subunit 6
Exons: 1
Coding region: 1-1695 (564 amino acids)
Biological process (GO): intra-Golgi vesicle-mediated transport
Cellular component (GO): COG complex
Source: RefSeq, a predicted model, not a curated record